Frankliniella occidentalis (western flower thrips) is the source of this 1325-nucleotide messenger RNA. RefSeq names its product renalase. Gene Ontology annotation, cellular component: extracellular region. The coding region runs from base 175 to 1230 and encodes 351 amino acids. The transcript has 5 exons. The record is from RefSeq and is a predicted model, not a curated record. Gene Ontology annotation, molecular function: oxidoreductase activity, acting on NAD(P)H. Lineage: Eukaryota; Metazoa; Arthropoda; Insecta; Thysanoptera; Thripidae.
CGCUCUUCUUCCCUUUUCCCCCCUCCCCCUUUACCUCCCCAAUCUUUGAUCAUCUCGGAAUUUUUCAUAGUCGUAUCAACACUGCUGUAUUUUGAAGAUCAGUGGUGUUUUCUGCUAGAAACUUUCUUUUCUGCUAAUCUGCAGAAUCAUUACGUUUUAAGACAAGGUUAAUUCAUGCAAACAAUGGUCCAAAGAGUGUUAUUGAUUGGUAGUGGGAUCACCGCUGCACUGACAGGUGCUUUACUCAGAAAACAAGCUGCAGAUCGUAUCACUUUAACAAUAUGGGACAAAGCUAGAGGUGCAGGUGGUCGUAUGAGUACUUCCCGCAGUUCUGGAGAUUCAGAAUGUUUAGCCGAUCUAGGCGCCCAGUAUAUUACAGUCCUUCCAGAAAAUUUUGAAAAGAACCGAGAAAUAUAUGGAAACUUAUUAGAAAAUCAGAUCAUUGAACCUUUAGUUCUUGGAGCUGUCAGUGGUAUGAAAGAGUUUCCCUCUGGUACUCAGCAUUUUGUGACACCCAAUGGUAUGAGUUCACUGGUCAAAUACUUGAUUUCACUGAGUGCUCCGGAAGACACUUUGUUCCAGCAUCACGUUUCCGCAAUCACGCAAAUAGGAGAAAAGUUGCAGGUUGAGACAACAACAGGUACAAAGGAGGAGUUUGAUGUUGUUAUUCUAACUCUACCUGCACCACAAGUUCUCCAGUUAGGUGGAGAUGUACCUCUGCUGUUAAAAAGCCAACCAGAGCUUGAAGAUGGAUUGAGAGCUGUUAAAUUCAGCUCACGUUAUGCAUUAGCAUUAUAUUUCAAUAGUGGUGAUGGGCAACAUGAGCCGUGGGCAGCCAAGUAUAUAGAUAAUAAUCCUGUUUUCCGCUAUGCUUCUAUUGAGAACAGAAAAAGAAACAGACCAGAAAAACCCCCAGCUGCUGUUUUUCACAGCAAUGUCAAAUUUGGCUCUGAAAACAUUGAAAAAACUCUGAUUGAUAUGGAACCAAUUCUUCUAGAAGAAUAUAAAAACCUGUUUCCUAAAUGGCCAAAACCAGCGGCAAUUAAAUGCCAUAAGUGGAGAUAUUCCCAGGUCACAUCACCUUUUCCUGGAAAGAUUGGAGGAAUCAGCAUCCUGAAAAAACCUCUUCUAAUAAGUGGUGGUGAUUCCUUUACUGGAUCUGGUUUCGAUAAUUGUAUUGAAUCAGCAAGGUGCCUCACCAAAAAUGUGUUGGAAUUUCUAGAAACAUAGUGGAUUAAUAUUUAAGUCUGAAUAGAUCUUCAGUAAGAAAAAAAAUUGGGUUUAAACCAUUUUAUUUUGAUAAAUAAACCACUGCUUUCUCAUUA